CUGUCUGCAUGUAUGCUUGAUAGCUAACGAAAGUUAAAGCUAGCACGUUGCACAUUGGCUACAUACGAAUUAAACUCGCACAACUAUGAGCUGGAGUUGGUAUUUUCAAGAGUUCAUACUCUAGCAUGUUUGUGAAGCUACCACAAGAAGACGCAAUGAGGUAUACGGUGUUGAUGGUGUUCCUUCUAAUUAUAAUUACAGAUAUUGUAUGUUCUCAGCGACCAUGUAUUUGUAUAGCGCUUUAUGAUCCAGUGUGUUCCACAUCCGGUGAGACUUUCAGUAAUGAUUGUGUUUUGAAUUGUGCUGGUCAAUUACUUGCGUGCCGUGGGCGAUGUCCGUGUUGGUUUUAACAACAAAAAGACAAGGCAUGUUCAGCUCCAAGUGAUACUGAAACAUAUAUGAAAGACAUUUAAAAAAUUAAAAAAACAAACUGUUUACAUAAUAUAAUAUUGCCAAGGCUA
This is a messenger RNA of Mytilus trossulus (common blue mussel), 461 nucleotides long. RefSeq names its product insoluble matrix shell protein 6-like. NCBI's taxonomy places the organism in Eukaryota, Metazoa, Mollusca, Bivalvia, Mytilida, Mytilidae. The coding region runs from base 126 to 350 and encodes 74 amino acids. The transcript is spliced from 5 exons. The record is from RefSeq and is a predicted model, not a curated record. Gene Ontology annotation, molecular function: protein binding.